Molecule: messenger RNA, 1737 nt
Organism: Mugil cephalus (flathead mullet)
Lineage: Eukaryota; Metazoa; Chordata; Actinopteri; Mugiliformes; Mugilidae
Gene: arr3b
Product: arrestin 3b, retinal (X-arrestin)
Exons: 18
Coding region: 120-1196 (358 amino acids)
Biological process (GO): visual perception; G protein-coupled receptor internalization; signal transduction
Molecular function (GO): G protein-coupled receptor binding
Source: RefSeq, a predicted model, not a curated record
AAAAGCCAACGGGAGUCUGCGAUUAGGAGUCACUUCCACUAUCGACAGUGUCACAUAAGACAGAGGAGACUCACUGGCAGAGCUGACAGAACGGCCGGAUCCAUAAUUUCGCCUUCAAAAUGUCAAAAGUAUUCAAGAAGACCAGCGGGAACGGACAUAUCGCCCUGUACUUGGGGAAGAGAGACUUUGUUGACCAUGUGGAUUCAGUGGAUAUAGUUGAUGGAGUGAUUAAAGUGGACCCUUCUGGUCUUAAUGGCAGAAAAGUAUUUGUCUACCUUGCCUGUGCUUUCCGCUAUGGAAGUGAAGACUUGGACGUCAUUGGGCUGUCCUUCAGGAGAGACAUCUGGGUCCAGCGUGUUCAGGUGUAUCCACCUACAGGUGAUAGCACGGCGAAAACGCCAAUGCAGGAAUCCCUCCUGAAGAAAGUUGGAGAGCAAGGAUGUCCCUUUUCCUUCCAGAUGCCACCAAAUCUUCCAUGCUCAGUCGGCUUACAGCCUGGGCCAAAUGACUCUGGCAAGGCUUGUGGCGUGGACUUUGAGGUCAAAGGAUACAUUGCUAAUGUAGCUGACAGUGCAGAUGAAGUCAUUGAUAAGAAGGAUACUUGCCGUCUGAUGAUCCGUAAAAUACAGUUUGCACCUGCGAGCAACAACCCCGGGCCCAAGGCUGAUAUAUGCAAACAGUUCAUGAUGAGCGACAAACCAGUCCACUUGGAAGCCGCCCUUGAAAAAGAGAUUUACUACCACGGAGAUCCGAUCUCUGUCAAAGUGAAAAUUAAUAAUGAAACCACCAAGACUGUGAAGAAAAUCAAAGUCUCAGUCGAGCAGCUAACAAAUGUGGUCCUCUACUCAUCUGACACUUAUGUCAAGGAGGUCUGUGCUGAGGAGUUUGGAGAGACAGUAAAUGCCAACUCUACACUUGAGAAGUCCUUCAAAUUAACCCCCCUGCUGUCCAACAACAAGGAGAAGCGAGGUCUGGCAGUGGAUGGACGCCUAAAAGAUGAGGACACCCACUUAGCAUCUACGACUCUGAGUCAAGGGGAAAAGGAGAUGCAGGGAAUCAUCAUCACCUACAAAGUCAAGAUAAACCUGAUGGUGUCCAGUGGAGGCCUGCUGGGUGGUCUGACAGGAAGCGAUGUCACUGUGGAGCUUCCGCUGACUCUGAUGUCCCCAAAACCUGCAGAAGUCACAUUGGAUUAAAGGCCCUCUUUAGUUCAAAUGAUGUCCACUCAGAUUCAGGCAGACAUCACGCUGGAGUCCGCAGACGGAUGAGACAACCAAGGAAAAUCAUCUCUCUAACAGAGAAACAGAACGCAAAGGAACUCGGCACCAGUGAAGACAAACCGCAAAGUGUCAUACAGUUGCUGCUUACUUACUUACUCACUGCCCAUUAUGCCUCCUGGCAUGUAGGGCAGCAUACGGUUGCUACACUGUUAUCAUUUGCCCUGUACAUAAACGUUUUAAUUUCCAUGUUGAUUUGCAGUGUGUGAAAAUUCUCUGCAGUCCCUCUUAGGUUCGCAUAGUUAAACACGGGCUGUACAUUGUCUGUCCGCUAAGAUAAAGCAUAGGCAUUACUGCUCAUGUUGCUGCAGAGCUUAAUUUAUCCUUAACCUGUGUUGUUGUGUCAUUAGAGCAAUAAGAAUAUGAAUGAAUACAGCUGCGGGCUGAAUAUCUCCUAAACACUCUACUUGUGUCAGUCUUUAUGGAAAAGAAAAUUAAAUAAACAAACAUUCCCCCAAUG